Molecule: messenger RNA, 1349 nt
Organism: Scatophagus argus
Lineage: Eukaryota; Metazoa; Chordata; Actinopteri; Scatophagidae
Product: galanin receptor type 1
Exons: 8
Coding region: 148-1101 (317 amino acids)
Biological process (GO): G protein-coupled receptor signaling pathway
Cellular component (GO): membrane
Molecular function (GO): G protein-coupled receptor activity
Source: RefSeq, a predicted model, not a curated record
ACUUGUUUUUAUUAGUGCAAAUGGCAAUUAAUUUCAACACCUGGCACCACAGAACCUGACAGAUGCAUUGGCAUUAAACAGCUCCAGUCUGGUGGACUUGAGUCCCCGACACUCUUUGCAGGUUGUUACUUUCUAAUAAACUUUGCUAUGUUCUGUAUACCUUAUUUUCCAGUGAGUGAAUGGUUUAAUGGAACUGUGUUCUUGGAACGUACUUGGCCAGAGGCAGAGAAGUGGUUGCUGGUGGCUGUGCUGGGCCUGGAGAUGGCCAUGGGAGUUGUGGGAAAUGCUCUUGUUCUGCUGGUCAAAUUCAAGUGCAGAGGUCAGUUCUGCUGUCGUUACUGGCUCCCUUUCAUCAGUCUCACCUUGUCAGAUUUCGGCUGCUCCCUCCUCAUCAUUUCUGGCUCCCUUUUGGCCAUGCUGACAGGAGGUCAGAGGUCACCGUGGUGUGAGGUUGUCAGCCUGCUGAAGUUUGCCUUCAUCACCUCCUCAAUUGGGAGCAUAGCUAUCCUCUGUGUUCAGCGUCUGAUUGGCAUAGUCACCACAGGAAGUGCUCCCUUUGCUGUCAUGGUGACAGCAUGCUUGGUGUCUUGGGUGACAGGAGUGGUGUUCGGGAGUGUCCCUGUAGUCUACGCCUGGAUCAAGUAUGACCCUGCAGAGAUGCUGUGUGCUGUCUUCUGGGAGAGCAGCUACUCAGACAUGUUGGUCUACAUUCUCUGUGCUUUCUCCAUCUGCAUCUUCCUCCCCUUCCUCCUCAUCUUCUUCUGCUCUUUGCUCAGUGCCUGUGGCUGCCGCUCAAGCUGCAUCAGUGAUGAUGAAGCAGAUCUGUCUGCAGUCACUCCCCUGCUGGUGGCCUCCUACAUGCUCUGCUACACUCCCUUUGUUGUGUCUGAGCUGAUCCUAUUGGGCAGACUGGACCUGUCACCAGCACCUGAUUGGUUAAGGACAUUGUCAUCAGUGAUGUCCUACCUGGACUGUGGUCUGAACCCCCUUAUCUACUGCUCCCAUCAGGACUUCCGGGAAGCUGGCCUGGCCCUGCUGUGGACCAACAGGAAACCAUCAUCAGAGCCUGUCCUCACUGCUAUCACUAAACGUGACCCAUGAACAUGAGGCUGACAUCUGACAUGACUGACAUUGGGAGUGAUUUGGGGUUCAGCAUCUUGCCCAAGGACUCUAUGACAUGCUGGAGCUGGGGAUUGAACCAUCGACUCUCUACCUCCUGAGCCUCAGCUACUGCAGCAAAAUUUGUGUUUAAGUUCACCCUUACAAUUGCAGCCUAUGUAACAUUCAUGUUUGGCCUGUUUAUAAAUGAAUCACACGAAACAGCAUUAUGCAUUAAAUAUUACGUGAAA